Molecule: messenger RNA, 3473 nt
Organism: Aspergillus steynii IBT 23096
Lineage: Eukaryota; Fungi; Ascomycota; Eurotiomycetes; Eurotiales; Aspergillaceae
Product: tetratricopeptide repeat domain-containing protein
Exons: 8
Coding region: 40-3372 (1110 amino acids)
Molecular function (GO): protein binding; ADP binding
Source: RefSeq, a predicted model, not a curated record
UUAACAGCCUGCAGAUCUCACCUUAUCAGAGUUCUUAACAUGGCGUCAGGUUUCACCACCACUGGCCGCCUUCGGGUAGUGCGAAACGCUGGAGAUACUGCUCAGAGCGGCAUAGACAUCAUUCUAAUUCCUGGCAUCGGAACUACCUUGCCGGAGAAUUGGCCGUUCGCUGACCGGGAAUGGUUGGCGACUUUACCAGGUGCCCCGGGUGGACCGCGCAUACUCGCAUAUGAAUAUGCCUCGCCUUUCGUGGGCGCAAAGCCAUCAUGGGAGUCGCUUUUGAUGCUGGGCUAUGACCUUCUGCAGCACAUUAGUGACGCGCGAUCGCCGACAGACUCGGAUCGGCCAAUCCUGAUUGUGUGCCACAGUCUGGGUGGCAGUAUAGUCAAGCAGGCGUUAUGCGUUGCCAAUAAGCAAUUUCCCCGGUAUGGGUCAAUUGUGAAUGCCAUAGCUGGAGUCAUGUUUCUGAGCACCCCGCAUCGAUAUGGCGACAAAAACACAACUCUGACUCGGUUCCGAGAUGUCCUGGAAGCAACGACAGGAAAGGCAUUGAAGAUACCAAGUGCCAGUAUAGAACAGGAAGGUGCCAUGCUGCUCAAUCUGGCCGAUAGAUUUGAAGAGAUCUCACUUCGUACUCCUAUCUUGUCUGUUUAUGAACUGCGGGAAUCGAAAAAUAGCUCGACGCCGUUACUUCCAAAGCACCAGCAGUUGGUCAGCCGUGAUGCAUGUUCAACGCAUGCUCCAAUGGAAACUGUCAUUGGUCUCAAUCUCAAUCAUCACGAUACCUGUCUGUUCACGAAGAGUAUCGGAGGUGAAGGCCUACCAGAUUUGCAUAGGUUUAUUUACGAGACAUUGAAUGAUGCCGAACGUGUUGUCGCACUCAGACUUGAAGACCAGGAAUAUCAAUAUGCCACCAUGAGCGCCUACUCCCCUACAAUGAGCGAAAUGCCACUUAAAAUGGAAGCCUUGGAAUUUGCCGAAUGCCCAUCAAACGAAUCCACCGAAUGGCCUUCGAACAAGGCAACAGAGGGAACAUCUCUUUCAGGCUUCGAGCUCGUAUAUCCUACAACAUCUAGUGCUGACACUCGAAAGACACUCCAUCUGCCAUGUUUUCUGAACAUGCACUCACUGAACGAAGAUUUCUGUGGCCGUGAAGAUAUUUUGGAACGUCUUGCGGCGGAGCUUUUGCCUGCGAAGACCGUAGUAACAGCAUCGAGCACCCCUCUCCGGCAAUAUGCACUCUGUGGGUUUGGAGGCAUUGGAAAGACUGAGUUAGCCCGGGAGUUUUCCCGACGCUAUAAAGACUCCUUUGACGCGGUAUUCUGGGUCGUGGCGGAUGAGAUCGCCAAGCUCGACUACCAUUAUCAGCAAAUCUCGCUAGCGCUUGGGCUAGAAGACGCAACUGAGUGCAAGAGCCAGGUUGUUAGCAGGGAAAUUGUAAAAGGAUGGCUUUCUAGUCCGCGAAAGAGCUUGUCUGAGUCUGAUGAGUUUGUUCAAGCUGACCAAGCCAACUCAGAAGCAUCUUGGCUACUCAUAUUUGACAAUGCCGAUGAUCCAAUGCUUCUGGCUGACUAUUGGCCUCAGGGCAGUGGAUCAAUUCUAGUGACUAGUCGGGACCCACUGGCCAAAAGCAUGUUCACAAGAAGGCCUUCAGGCAUGGACCUUUCUCCACUUUCGCAGCAAGACAGCCUGACUCUCUUCAACCACCUAACUACAGCUUUCAAUCAGGGUGAAGACGACACAGCACAGCAAAUAUCAGGUAUACUUGGUGGUAUCCCUCUAGCCAUUUCUCAGAUGGCAGGGAUAAUCCGACGACAGGAUCUCACCUUAUCAGAGUUCUUUGAGUUAUACACAGACCACGAAGAGCAUGCUAGUCUUUACGAGACAAAGUUUGACACGAACAUAACUACAUACCGCCACUCUUUGUCUACUGUUUGGGCAUUCGAAAAGCUAAAACCACAAGCCCGCCAGCUCUUGGAGCUAAUUUCAUUCCUGGACCCAGACGUUAUUGGGGAGGAAUUAUUGGUGGAAGCGUCGAUGGAAUUGCUUUCGGAUGGAGGACACUUCAAGAAGAGCAGUUACAUCGACGCAAGAGCCGAUCUACUACAAUCCUCCCUCCUUCAACGGGAUAAGCAAAAGCAGCAGGUAUCAGUCCACCGCAUUGUCCAGGAUGUUAUUCUGUCAACAAUGGACGAUACGAAAAAACGGGAUUUGUUUGACAAAGUCGUGCGACUCCUUUGGGUAGGAUGGCCAUCGGCAAUGCCUACACCAUCCAAAGAGCCGGUUUUACCCCAGCCAAAAUCAACGGGCGGCAGACUAUCCGUUAGCAGGUGGCCUGUCUGCGCGGCAAUCUAUCCUCACGUCCUACGGAUACAUCAGCUGUGGUCAACAAUCCCACAUCCAUCGGAGGUGGCUAGCUUGCUUUUUGCGAAGCUUCUGAAUGAGGCGGCAUGGUAUCAAAAAGAGCGCGGCCGAACAAAGCACUUCGACGGCUUUUUCGACACGGCCCAGACUAUCUGCGAAUCUUCAUCACACCCCGAUCGAGACUCCGUUCUCGCAGACAUUUACUUCUGCUUAGGAUCAAUAUCCAUGGACACGAGCGACUUCAACGCCAGUCGAAUCUACAAAGAACGCUCCCUAGACCUAGUGGCCAACAUCUGCCAAACACUGGGAACUGCAGACGAGAGGCUCUAUCUCGCCUACGCAGAGCGCGGUAUCUCACGAAUCCAAGAUAAGCGGUACGAAGAGGGCGAAGCCGACAUCAAAGAGGCGCUGCGGAUCCGCAAAGCUCUCGGAAACUACAUCCCACGAUCGGGCGAGGCCAAUUUGAGCUGGGCGCUUCUUGCGCAGGGGAAGCUUAACGAGUGCAACGCUCUGCUGAUGGAGAGCCUGGCCGGGAGAGAAAAGGCGUUGGGGAAGGAUGAUAGGGACUCUGUUCGUACGGGGUUGAUACUUUACGUACUUGGGAACCUUCGUGCGGCGCAGGACCAAUGGGAUGAGAGUUUCUCAUAUCACCAGAGAGCAUGGAGCCAUAUGCGUGCAACAGUUGGCGAUCGUGACUUUUACACUGCAACUGUCGCACAUAAGAUUGCUCAACAUUUAGUGCGCUUGGGUCGGAGCGAAGAGGCGAUCUCGAUGCUCAAUGGCGCAUUAGAUGCCUGGUCUGUUGAUCCUAACGCCCAUAAGAAUGAGAUUGCUCGCUCUACUUUCCUCAAAGCUAAAAUCUUUGAGACGACUGGCAAGACGCAAAAGGCUUCCAUUAGUCUUCGAGUUGCGGCUCGCUUGAGGAAAGAGAUCACCAACGUGGACAAAGAUGCGAAGACCCUAAAAGAGGCAGAUUUCGACGAGAUUGUUGCCUUUUGGGCUCAUUGAUCAGGAAUUUCUUUUGUUUUCUUUUAUGCGUUAAAUAAUUUGUUCAUGACAAUUGGAUUACUUUUAGCUAUGCUUUCAGGAAACACGAGACUCUACUAGCG